Molecule: messenger RNA, 876 nt
Organism: Uncinocarpus reesii 1704
Lineage: Eukaryota; Fungi; Ascomycota; Eurotiomycetes; Onygenales; Onygenaceae
Exons: 2
Coding region: 1-876 (291 amino acids)
Source: RefSeq, a predicted model, not a curated record
AUGCCCCGGCCGGAUCUUGCAGCCCUGGGUAUCGAGUAUCGGCGGAUCCCUGUAUUGAUGAUGGGGAAGGAUGUAUACUGCGACUCGAGGUUAAUCAUCCAGAAACUCGAAGAGCGUUUCCCUCAUGGCAAGCUGGGGGCCGAGGAUGGAGAAAGUAGGGCAAUCGAAAAACUCUUGGAGGUAUGGACCACGGAUGGUGGGGUAUUUGGUCGAGCGGCACAGUUGAUCCCCACUGAUACUCCUCUCACCUCGAAUCCUAAAUUCAUUGCUGAUCGAGCCGACUUUGUGAAUAACAAACCGUUAUCACGAGACACUGCGCUGAACCGAGCAGAGAGUAUGGUCCAUGCCAAGCAUGCUUUUGAGGUCAUGGAGAAAACACUGCUGGCGGAUGGUCGAGAUUGGAUACUGAAAGGAGGAACACCUACACUGGCUGAUAUCCAAGCGGUAUGGGUAUUCGACUGGAUGAUUGGACUCAAAGGUGCCCUUGAUCCCGCUUUGAUAUCAGAACAGACCUACCCCAAAACGUUUGCGUGGGUCGCUCGUUUCCGGAAGGCUUUGACUGCAGCCAGGUCUGCAGCACCAGUGCCGCCAACCUUGACAGGGGAAGAUGUGCUCGAAGGUCUCAGCCGUGCGCAAUUUGCUGAGGCGGAAGGCACUGUUGAUCCCACUGAUCCAUUGAAGUUGCAGAAAGGCGAUGAGGUUUUUGUGUUCCCCACGGAUACUGGAGUCAAUAAGCGGGAUAGAGGGAAUAUUGUAGCUUUGCAUGGGCAAGAGGUGGUAUUGCAGCGGAAAACGGCAGAUGAGCGGUUUGAUGUGCGUCUCCAUUUCCCUCGCACCAACUUCAGGAUUCUCAAAGUCGAUAACAUGAAACUAUGA